UCUGCUUGAGUAAAGGCCAGAAGGCAUUAGAUCAGAUCGAUAGUGUGACAUAAUAAACGUGUUGAAUUGUUGCUUGAAAAAGUUUUAAGGUAAAUCCUGGGCAGAGCCAUGUCGAAGUACAAGAUAGUUAUGGUUCGCCACGGCGAGAGCGAAUGGAACCAGCUGAAUUUGUUUUGCGGCUGGUACGAUGCUGGCCUUUCUGAGAAAGGCAAGAACGAAGCUCUCGCAGCGGGCAAAGCUUUGAAAAAUGCAGGCUACACGUUUGACGUGGCUCACACAUCUCAGCUGACCAGAGCCCAAGUCACUCUCCAGAGCAUUCUGAAGGAAAUUGGCCAGGAAAGUAUUCCAAUAAACAAAACAUGGCGCUUAAACGAACGUCACUAUGGCGGUCUGACUGGCAUGAACAAAACCGAAACUGCUCAGAAGUAUGGGGAAGAGCAGGUGCAGAUCUGGAGACGAUCUUUUGACACCCCACCACCGCCAAUGGAAUCUGACCACAAAUACUAUGAGGCCAUUGUCAAAGAUCCCAGGUAUGCUCAGGAACCUAAGCCAGAGGAGUUUCCCAAAUUCGAGUCUCUAAAGCUGACUAUUGAGAGGACUCUUCCUUACUGGGAUGGAACUAUUAUUCCUCAGUUGAAGGAAGGAAAGAAAAUCAUCAUUGCUGCUCACGGCAAUAGUUUAAGAGGCAUUGUCAAGCAUCUUGAUCAAUUGAGCAAUGACGAAAUUAUGGGUCUCAAUCUACCAACUGGAAUUCCAUUUGUCUACGAGUUGGACGAAAACUUCAAGCCAGUUGUGUCCAUGAAAUUCCUUGGUGACGAGGAGACUGUGAAGGCAGCAAUGGCUGCUGUUGCUGCCCAAGGCAAGGCAAAGUGAAGAAGUGUUGUUUUCAGGAAAAUUAAGUACUAUCACAGAUUUUUUCGUUCUGUAUUCAACACGUGUAUUUAUUAAUAUUCCUAGUCUUGCCAUUGAUUGGUAAAGAAUUAGAAGGAAAACAAUGUUGCUCUUGUUUAAGAAAUUAUUUAUUGCCAAUACAAUAAGCUUUGGUCUUGUUAAUAAAGGCCAACGUCUUUA
Molecule: messenger RNA, 1071 nt
Organism: Copidosoma floridanum
Lineage: Eukaryota; Metazoa; Arthropoda; Insecta; Hymenoptera; Encyrtidae
Gene: Pglym78
Product: phosphoglyceromutase 78
Biological process (GO): glycolytic process
Molecular function (GO): intramolecular phosphotransferase activity
Source: RefSeq, a predicted model, not a curated record